AUGUCCAUUACUACUCAUAGUUCACUGCUAGCUUUUGCGCCGACCGGAUUGGCUUUGCUUACUCAUGCCGUGUUCCAUUACUAUGAACCUCCCAAGCCUAUUGUGCCCGUUCUUACCAUAGUUCUUGCUUGUCCUGCCGCUGUUGUGGCACUAGUAGGAGAUUGGUGCGCAUGGAACGUGGCCAAGACGUAUCUGGUUUAUGCGCUCUCGCUUUUCACAUCGAUAACCGCCUAUCGGCUGUCUCCCGUACAUCCCCUCUCAAAGUAUCCCGGACCUGUGCUGUUUAAGGUAUCGAAGCUCCCAUGUAUACCCAUCACAAUUAAGGGCGAAAGACACCUACUCCUUAAGACUCUGCAUGCCAAGUACGGACCCGUUGUCCGAGUCGGUCCCAAUGAUCUUUCGAUAGUGGAUGCGGACGCUAUCCCUGCUGUCCUCGGAGCUGGAGGUCUCGUUAAAGGCCGAUUCUACGACAUUCGCAGAGACCCCACCGCACCGAGUAACCUACUCGCUAUGUCAGGAGAUGCGCACGCGAACAGGAGACGUCUCUGGAACAGGAGUAUGAGCAGCGAGAGUCUCAAGGACUACGAAGAACUUAUCGUGACGCGUGUGACACAGCUUGUCGAGAGGCUUGAAGGUCUCGCCGGGCCAGUUGAUCUUGUGAGCUGGAUCAACUACUUCACGUUCGACUUCAUGGGCGACAUGGCUUUCGGCGGCGGGUUUCACAUGCUCGAGGAUGGUGCGGACAAGACAGGCCUAUGGGGAGUCAUAGAGACUUUUGCUGCCUCGGUAGAAGUCAUUUCUCAAAUUCCAUGGUGCGCUCAGCUCCAGAGAAAGAUACCGAUGGUAGCAAGAAACCUGCAAGCUUUGCGUACCAUGGGUGUUGGAUGUGCGACCGCCCGUCUGAAAAACGGCUCAACGAAGAAGGAUCUCUGGUACCACUUGUCAGAUGAAGCAGGUCUGGAGAAGGAGAAGCCAGCGACGAGGGACGUCAUCGCCGACGGAACCCUUACAAUUAUCGCGGGAGCUGAUACGACGUCGUCUGCAAUGGCCAGUCUCUUUUGGUUCCUGCUAACACAUCCCGAAUGCUAUCGACGCCUGCAGACAGAGGUCGAUGCUGUAUAUCCUUCAGGCGAGGAUGCCCUAGACGUCUCCAAGCACGGAGGGCUCAAAUACCUGGCUGCUAUAAUCAAUGAGACGCUCCGGCUCGCGCCUCCAGUCCCGACGGGUGGGCCCAGGGAGCUUAAGAAGGGAAUGGGAAGUCGAGUAAUCGCUGGACACGUCAUUCCAGAAGGCACCCAGAUCUACCUCCCGCCCUAUGUAUACCAUCGGAACCCCUGCUACUGGCCCGGUGCGACAGACGACUUCGUCCCCGAGCGCUGGCUCGAGCCCGCUGCACAACAGAACUUCGCGGCGUUCGUCCCAUUCUCGUACGGCCCCGCGAACUGCGUCGGCAAGAAUCUCGCGCGGCGCGAGAUGACGAUGGUCGUGAGCCUGCUCGUGCAGAAGUUCGAGUUCACGUUCGCGGACGGCUUCGACUGGCAGGCGUGGCCAGACACUUUGCGCGACUACUUUAUCCUAACCCGGGGCCCACUCCUAGUUACGCUGCGGGAGCGCCAAGCCCGAAAAUCUUAA
Molecule: messenger RNA, 1632 nt
Organism: Phanerochaete carnosa HHB-10118-sp
Lineage: Eukaryota; Fungi; Basidiomycota; Agaricomycetes; Polyporales; Phanerochaetaceae
Exons: 11
Coding region: 1-1632 (543 amino acids)
Molecular function (GO): monooxygenase activity; iron ion binding; heme binding
Source: RefSeq, a predicted model, not a curated record